Wyeomyia smithii (pitcher-plant mosquito) is the source of this 1519-nucleotide messenger RNA. RefSeq names its product beta-1,3-glucan-binding protein-like. The transcript has 3 exons. Bases 312 to 1295 code for a protein of 327 amino acids. NCBI's taxonomy places the organism in Eukaryota, Metazoa, Arthropoda, Insecta, Diptera, Culicidae. Gene Ontology annotation, biological process: carbohydrate metabolic process. Gene Ontology annotation, molecular function: hydrolase activity, hydrolyzing O-glycosyl compounds. The record is from RefSeq and is a predicted model, not a curated record.
GCGUUGUUAUUCGUACUUUUAAUUCUUCCAGCUCAAGCUUGAGCGAUAGCACAAUAGGAACGUUAUCGCACAGUUCUUUUAAACAACGAUUGUUUACGGUAGGGCGACACUCAUCACAAAGCCAGAAAGAGUUAGAGGAGAUGGUUUCGUAAACAGGGCGAGUUGUUCCGCAACAAGUGAAGUGGAAUAUAUUGUCGCAGAAGCCACCACACUUUGCAAAUUCGAUGCCGCGAAUUGCUUUUACACAUUUACCACAGUUCUUAGCCAUUUUGUACUGUAUGUGAUGAACGACGCGGUGCUGCCUAGGCAGAAUGAAAAUUGUCGGUUUGACAGUGAUCCGGAACGGCGAGUUUCAGUAUUAUCUUAAUCAUCGAGACAACUCAUUCGUCGAAGAUGGGAUAUUUUACAUAAAACCUGCUUUGAUGGGAAUAGAACCGGGAGGCGAAGAAUUUCUAAGAAGUGGAACUUUAGACAUUCAUGGCGGUGACCCUGGCAAUUUUUGCACAAACCCAGCCUCGGAUGGUUGCGUGAGGAUCGGAUCUCCCGAAAAUAUUUUAAAUCCGAUCAAAAGUGCUCGUGUCCGUUCUGCAGAGUCUUUCAAUUUUAAAUAUGGCAACCUGGAGAUAAGAGCCAAACUGCCCACCGGUGAUUGGAUGUGGCCAGCACUCUGGCUCAUGCCACGUAUCAAUCAGUAUGGCACAUGGCCUGCAUCUGGCGAAAUUGAUUUAAUGGAAGCCCGAUGUAAUACUGAGUAUUAUGAUAAAGAUGGGACGCACAUUGGAGUAGAACAAGUUUUAUCAACACUGCACUUCGGUCCAAAUGCCUGGACGAACGCUUAUAAUACGUCAACCGUAUCGAAAAAUUCGUCGCCAGGAAAUGGUUUCAAUAGAGAAUUUCAUCGUUUCCAACUAGAAUGGACACCGGAGAUAAUGUCUUUUAGUGUUGACGACGAAACUCUGCUGCAAGUUGACGGCAAUUUCUGGAAUCGUGGAAACUUUGAAGAUCGAGCGCCAGGAACUCGAAACCCAUGGUUGUCUGGUACUAAAAUGGCUCCAUUCGACCAAGAAUUUUUCAUCAUUAUGAAUUUGGCAAUAGGAGGGACAAACGGAUACUUUCCGGAUGAUAAUGUAAUGAAUUCUUCCCCCAAACCAUGGUCAAAUCAAUCCCCAGUUCGAUCUGCAACGACAAGUUUCUGGAACAACAGAAACGAUUGGAUUACCUCCUGGGGUUUAGAUAAAAAUGAUGGCAAAGAUGCUGCUUUCCAAAUCGACUAUGUUAGAGUUUGGGCAUUAUAAAUGUCAGUGGUGUAUGGCCAAUACGUACGACUUAAUUUGAAUUUUGAUACAUGUACUUAACGUCUGUGUACAAAAAAAAAAAAAAUUUUUUUACUUUUUUUUACGUUUUCUUUCUGGAUUACCCUGGAUACGAUUUACAGAUAAGGGAACGUAUGUUACUUCGUUUCGUCUUGAUUUCUUAGUUUUAGCUGUGUGAUGAAAUGGAUUUUUUUUCUGUAUUUUAA